UGUUGGCCUGUGUGAUACUAUAUUAUUCUACUCUCCUGAUACACCAAGGAAAAGGGCCUAUAUGGUAUACGAUGAACGAAAAAGAAGAACAUUGUAAUAAAAAUUGGUGGGCUGGGCUUCUUCACGUUACAAACUACAUUGACCCAAAGUGUGUAGAACAGAGCUAUUACGUCGCCUUGGAUUUCCAGUUCUACCUGCUGUCUCCGUUGUUCUUGUUGCCCCUGCAUAGAAAACCAAAAAUUGGCUUCCUGCUGCUAGCUACUGCGUCACUAGUUUCGUCCCUGGCUGCAACUGUUAAUUCUUAUGUGAAACAUAUAGGGUCAGGAAAUAUUAUACGUUAUAUAACAGAUCGCAACACAGUGCUUAACGACGGUUCCAACUACUACGGUAUCCACUACAGAGUACCAUCAUUCUGUAUGGGCCUCGCCUUGGGGUACUUUCUCUUCGAAGUCAAGAUUAAAAGCCAUGAAUUUAUCCCAUCAAAGAGGUUCUGGUGGCUGGGAUGGACGACCUCAGUAUUGAUGUUAAUUGGCUUCGUCCUCGUCACUGCUAUUGUAUGUGACCCUAACCACAAGUUCUCUCCUUGGCUCGACCCUCUCUACCUUGGCUUCCAGAGGCCUGUGUAUUGUGCCGCAGUGGGCUGGAUCAUAUUCGCUUGCUCCUUAGGUCAUGGCGGUCUCGUAAACCGGUUCCUAUCAUGGACUGUCUUCCGACCUCUCGGUAAACUAACGUAUUGUGUGUUCCUUAUACACAUUAUUUUCGUGUACGGUCAAGUGUACAGUAUUCAGGACCCCGUAGUUUAUAGCUUCAUUGAUAUGUUAUACCUUCUAAAUGGAGACCUGAUGAUCAGCUCUGCCGUGGCUUUCGUCUCUUACCUUACUGUGGAAGCUCCGUGUAGUAGAUUAGCAUCCUACCUGCUCUCCGGCAAAAGCACGAAAUGAAGACGAAAUUGGCUCAAAGAUAUUUAUUCUGCAAAAAAUUGGAAAAUAUAUUAAUUUUCUUAUUA
Molecule: messenger RNA, 1006 nt
Organism: Homalodisca vitripennis (glassy-winged sharpshooter)
Lineage: Eukaryota; Metazoa; Arthropoda; Insecta; Hemiptera; Cicadellidae
Product: O-acyltransferase like protein-like
Exons: 7
Coding region: 72-941 (289 amino acids)
Molecular function (GO): acyltransferase activity, transferring groups other than amino-acyl groups
Source: RefSeq, a predicted model, not a curated record